AUGCACCGGGAGCCACGGCCUAGCCUGCCGCCCGCACCGAAAGCCAACAAGCACGACGAGAAACGAAGGGAGACGUCGGCUGGAUUUGCUCGGGAAGGGGUUGGACAAAGCCGCACUGCAGCACUCGCUCCCCACCUGAUCGUCGCCACCAGAUCGAGCGGCGUGCCGCCGCGGUGGCCGGUGAUAUUCGUCCCAAGCCGCGCAAGCCGACUGUGGAGGCAGCGCGGAAACUGGGGUUUGAGGCAAACCCUCGAUCUUCAGGCCCUCUCUGCUCGCCUGUCUAGUGCAGUCGCAAAGACAAACAGCUCCCACAACGCCACCGAGCCGACGCCACUUGACAACCUCAGCCAGCCGGGCCAACCAACCCACCCCGCCCACGACCCGCCAAGAAAGCUGUCGGCCGUGUCCACCACAGCCGUCUCCAGCGCUGGUCUCAAGUGUCUCAUUGGAAGCGUCGAAGCUGGCGCGCCGCCCAUCCCUUACCAAAACCAGCCAACCAUCCGUCCUGCCGGGUCUUCUCCGACUGUACCUCGCUCCCUGGCCUUCCACAUAGUGCCACCCAAAGGACCGACCUGCCCGCCUAGGUACCAAAGCAGCAUCGCGCCCGAGCCGACUGAAAUCCAUCUUCCCAAGACGUACACCGCCACAUUAGCUUACUUGCUCUUUAUAGCUGCUCCUUAG
This is a messenger RNA of Gaeumannomyces tritici R3-111a-1, 681 nucleotides long. RefSeq lists its product as hypothetical. NCBI's taxonomy places the organism in Eukaryota, Fungi, Ascomycota, Sordariomycetes, Magnaporthales, Magnaporthaceae. The transcript has 6 exons. Bases 1 to 681 code for a protein of 226 amino acids. The record is from RefSeq and is a predicted model, not a curated record.